Molecule: messenger RNA, 2325 nt
Organism: Cutaneotrichosporon cavernicola
Lineage: Eukaryota; Fungi; Basidiomycota; Tremellomycetes; Trichosporonales; Trichosporonaceae
Exons: 1
Coding region: 1-2325 (774 amino acids)
Source: RefSeq, a predicted model, not a curated record
AUGACGGGCCGCUAUCCCUCAUCGCUCUCUCGCAAACCUGUGCGGCAGCGUCCACCAGGAACCGUCUCGCCCGCAUCGAGCUCGAUCGACGAUGAAGUCCCAUCCGCACCGCUCCCAGAAUACGCCUCCUUGGAAAUCCUCCUUCGUCAAGCUGGGUACAAGGAGACGCGUGUCUUCACACCAGAAGCGGAGCGGGUGCGACCAAGACUCAAGACCCGUCUAGAUGACGACGAGUCGGCUGAACUCGCCAACAUGUACGCUGCCAUGGGACUCGACCCAAGCGCAUCUGUACAGGUCCGUCACCUCACACGACCUAGCGAGCCACUCCGUUCGAGCAGCAGCGUGUUACGCAACGUCGCAUUACAGGACGCAACGGCAAUGCUGAAUGAGGUGCGGAAACGCCGGUUAGCCGCAGGGCCCGGGCAAGGUAUCCCACAGGCGGCCGACUCGUUCUGGCGUCCAGAUAUCCUUGAUCGCGCUGCCGCAGAGGCGAUGGGGAAGCACAUUGCGGCGAUCAGCCCGCCGACUCGCAACUCGACCGAUGGCGUUGGGUUAGGCCUCGCGCAGCAUGGUCGCGGUGUCCGCAAGGCAAAGUCAAACAUGGAGCUUGUCCGCAAACACCCCAGGUCGCCAGAGAAGGAGGACAUCCCGCCCGAGUACUACUCUCUCCACCGCGAAAGGCAACCUCCAACGGCGCCUGCUCAUACGACGGCGUUCCAGCGCGAGGUACCUCCUUCCAUCGCCGCCAUGUUCUCCCCGCCCAGCUUCUCUCCACCUCAACGUGAGCAGCCGCACUUUGUCGACGACGCGUUCGACUGGGGCCGGCUGCCUGACGACUACGAGUCACAAGAGGCUGACGACUUAUACGCCCAGAUGUACCAGAGCGGCGACUCGGACUCUGACAGUGUCGUCUCGGGGACAAGUGUGCGGAGCAGCCCAUCCCUCGGUCCUGUUCGAGCGGUGGAAUCACCGCCGCUCGUGGACACGGACCAGCUCUUAGCCGAUCUUGACAUCGGCUCCGGCCCGACAGUCGAGACGGACGGUGAAUCGAUCGCUGAAUCGGAGGAGAUUUCGCAAGCAGAGGCCGAGGCUGCGGCUAUCGGACAGCGCAUCUUAGCGUCAACCGUCGAGUACGACGAUGACGACAGCGAGGACGAGUUUGAUCCUCACAGCUCCCCAACACCCAACCCCAAGCCCACCGCACUCGUCCCCGUCUUCAACGUCAUGUCGCCAUCCCCACCAAGUCGUAAACCAAUGAUGCCGGCCUCACCAUCCCCAGCUGCGCGUCUGAGGGUUGCGAAGCGUGCGCCAGCGGUUCGCGCAGCUCCUCCCAUCCGCACCCCGAGGAAGAUCAUCUUGCGGGAAGCCAGCCUUGCCGAGGCGAUGUCUGAGAGCAUAAUCUCGCCACCAAAGCUUGCGAAACCGGUCAUGUUACCCGCAUCCCCAUUGCGCGCCAGCAAGUCGGUCCCAGUGUUGCGCAAGCAAAAGUCCGCUGUCCCGUUCGCCAUCACCCCAGCCGUCACAGCUGCACCUUUGCUGCAGAGGGUCGCACCAGUCGUCUGCGACUCGAUCUCAAACGACGCCCAAGACCUCCCCCCUCUUCCUAUACCACCAAUGAACGACGCGGCGUCCACGUCGAGUAUCGGAUAUAUGGUGUUAAAGGCCCGCAAGUCGCUGGGCGCAAUUCGUGCCUCGUUCUGGGCUGGCCCAUCCGAAGCGCCUGUACCCUCGGCCUCGGCCUCGACUUCGACCACCCCGAUCCUGGCUCCCCGCUUCGACUGGAGCGCUCAAGGCGCCCAGUUCGCUGGUUGGAACUCGGACCAAGACGAGAAGCAGCACAAGUCCCGCGAGUCAGUCGAAUCAACUUCGUCAACGGGCACGAUGCACGAGAUUGACCCCUUCGACGACUCUUGCCCGAUAGACUACUCCAAGUCGUUCUUCUACAAGCCUACCACGCCACCACGCCCGUUCGGUACCGCGCCGUCUCGCCUGGGUAUGUUAAACAAGAGGGCAUCUGUCAAGUCGCUCCGCCGCGCCCUCCAGAUACCAGUGGCACAACCUCCAGUCCCUCGCAUCCCGAGCAAAUACUUAACGGUGUCGAACGGGACUCUCGGUGGGGCCCACACGCCUCCUAGGGUACAGCCGCCUGUGAUCCAGAUCCACUCGCCCGGUGCCAUCGAGGAGGGUCGGCCGCCCCGUGCCCUCUCCCUCACUGGCGAGGAAUGGGAGGGCCGUGACGUCGUACAGAACUGGGGCACAGGAGUCCGCAGGAGGCGGAGCAAGCGCUCGCGACCCCGCAACCCAUUUUCCGACGACUGGAACUGA